Betta splendens (Siamese fighting fish) is the source of this 4629-nucleotide messenger RNA. Its product is annotated as titin-like. Gene Ontology annotation, molecular function: transmembrane signaling receptor activity. Gene Ontology annotation, biological process: cell surface receptor signaling pathway. NCBI's taxonomy places the organism in Eukaryota, Metazoa, Chordata, Actinopteri, Anabantiformes, Osphronemidae. The record is from RefSeq and is a predicted model, not a curated record.
ACGCUUCAAAAAGCUUGAUCUGCCCAUCACUACAGACAGGAAGUGAGCAAAGGCAGUCAAGGUCCAGGCUGGGUUCCAUACACAAGGCAGAGUCAAAAGGCACCGACUGGGAGCAGGCAGGACACAAGGGUCGAUACACAAAAGGACUUACUUGGCUGAAAGUAGACACACAAACAUGAACUAACAAUCUGGCAGCGAGUGUGGUGAGUACUGGGGUCUAAAUACCUCACUGACUACUGAUUGACUACGGCUGAUGAAUCAAGUGACUGCAUAGUGAAACGGGAGGGAACCAGAGCAGACAGGAACUAAACAGGAAGUGAAAAUAAAACAGGAGACCACAAACAGGAAACGAUAACGACCAAAUCAUAACUGACCAAAUGCUGAGGCACGACACUGGCGAUACUAGUGAAGUACAGCAGCAACACCACUGUCCUGCUGCUCCUCAUCUCUGGUUUGCUCCACAAUCUCCCACCUGGUUAAUUGGUUCUGCGACAGUGUCUGUGGAUGUGAAGAUGGAGCUGACUUUGCUCUGUGUACUGUCAUUAUUCUUGCUGUAUGCAAAUAUCUACGGAAAUGAUGCUGAUGCUGUGUUGACCCUUGAACCCAACUGGUCCAGAUUUGUUCCUGGAGAGUCUGUGACCUUCACAUGUGACAUGAAGGAGGGAGAAAAUACUGACUGGGAAAUUAGAUUCAUCAAAGAUGGAGGAGAUUUUUAUCAUUACGGUUCACAUCCAACACUAACAUUAAAUAAUCUAGUUACAGGACGCAGUGGUGAAUAUCAGUGCUCUGGUCACCACAAGAUUAAUAAUCAUACAAAAACCAGUAAAUCAAUCUAUUUAACUGUAUCAGCAGAACCACCCAAAGCCAGACUGACUGCAGGUCCAUCAACCAUAUCAGUAGGAGGCAGCGUGACACUGAGCUGCUCUGUGGACGACUCUGAUGGAUGGAAAUAUGUCUGGUUCAGACGGACAUCAAACACUUAUGUGACACCAGCAGGUGAUGGAGACAACAGAGAAAUCAGAGUCACACAAGGAGGAAAAUACACGUGCAUAGGAAGAAGAGGAGAACCAGCUGUUUACACUUAUGCUAGUAAUGAUGUCACCAUCAAGAUAACUUAUUCUAAUUCUGUGUCUGUGAGUCUGCAACUGGACUGGACUCAGGUGAUCAGAGGUCAGAUCACUGUUAGAUGUGAGAUCCAGGGAGGUGGAGACACUCAGUGGGUUUAUGACUGGGAAACAACCAGUGGACAAACAAUCACACAGAGAACAGUCACUAAUUACUGGACAGUGUCUGCGUUCAGCAGUGGAGGCUACAGGUGCAGAGGAACAAACAGCCAGGACUCAGAUUCUUCAACAUGGUGGAGUGAAGCUGCUGCACUGACAGUAUCAGGUGCUGUGUUGACCUUUGACCCCAGCUGGUCCAGGUAUUUUACUGGAGAGUCUGUGACCUUCACAUGUGACAUGAAGGACGACAAACGCACUGACUGGGAAACCAGACUCAUCAAAGAUGGAGGAGAAAUAGCUUCAUAUAGUGGAUACAGAAUAAAAGCUCUGUCUACAAGAGACAGUGGUAGAUACCAGUGUUUUAGUGUCCACAGAAAAACAAAUCACAUAAAAACCAGUGAAACCAUCGAGUUAAUUGUAUCAGAUAAACCCAGAGCCUCACUGACAUCAGACAACACAGUCAUAGCAGCAAGAGGCAGCGUGACACUGAGCUGCUCUGUGGACGGUUCUGAUGGAUGGAAAUACGACUGGUUCAGAUCAGCAGCUCUGAUCAGAACAAACAGUGAAUCUAGUAUCAGAAUCACAGAUGGAGGCAACUAUUACUGCAGAGGAGGAAGAGGAAACCCAGUUUACUACACAGAGAACAGUGUCUCAGUCACUGUUGAUAAAACAGUUUCCAACAAGGCUGCUGUAAAAAGGCAGCAUGACUGGCCUGAGAUAUUCAAAGGAGAGGAGAUCACUCUGACAUGUGAGAUCCAGGCUGGAGGAGACACUGAGUGGGAAUAUGAAUGGACCCGAGGCCAACGUAAGAAGAACUCCAGAUGGGAGGAAACUCUGGUUUUCACUGCUUCUGGUUCCAGUAGUGGAGACUACAAGUGUAGGGGUCGACAGAAAAACAACAGUUAUUCCUUCACAGCAUGGAGUGAUCCUCUACGUUUGACAGUAACAGAUAAAGCCCAGUGUGUCCUCACAGCGUCUCCAUCUUGGCUGAGUCCUGGAGCCUCAGUAGCUCUGAGCUGUGAGGUUGAGCCUCCAUCUGCAGGAUGGAGGUUCUACUGGUACCAGACUGUUCCUGAUGGCUCACACAGCUCCUACAGAUAUGAGCUGCUACCUGGUAGUGAGCAUGGGACUGAACAGGGCUCCUACAUGCUUGAUGGACACACACACACAGCAGGAUAUGUGUGUAGAGCUGCAAGAGGAGAACCAGUGUAUUACACUGACUACAGCAAAGCAGCAUUCGUCUGGUCUGGAGAUGUUGAUCCGUCAGCGUCUCUCACAGUGAGUCCUGACACAGUUCAACACUUCACCCGUGACUCUGUGUCACUGAGCUGUGAGGGAAACUCUACUGAGUGGAGAGUCAGGAGGUUUCCUGAAGGAGGCUUCCUGUCAUCCUGCUCCAACUGGACAACAUCUGGAUCCAGAUGUGACAUCAUCACAUCACAGUCUGGUUCUGCAGUGUUCUGGUGUGAGUCUGGAUCAGGACACUUCAGUAACUCAGUCAACAUCACUGUUCAUGAUGCAGGUUUGAUCCUGAUGAGUCCUGUCCGUCCUGUGACUGAGGGACUCUCUGUGAGUCUGAGCUGUAAGUUGAAGACAGGACAAAAAGCUUCCAGUGUGUUUUUCUAUCACAAUGAGCAACUGAUCCAAAACGACAGCAGAGUAGAGCUGAACAUCUCUGCAGUGUCAAAGUCACAUGAAGGUUUCUACAAGUGUUGGUACCAAGGAACAGAGUCUCCACACAGCUGGAUGGCAGUGAACGGUUUCAGUCCUGAAGCUCCAUCAUUUUCUGCCUCCUUUACUGUUGGACUGGUUGUUAGACUUUCAGUGAUUGUUUUCCUGCUGCUGCUGCUGUUGUGUGUUUGGAGAAACAUGAAAGCACACAGAAGUGUGAGCACUGAUAAAAGCUCUGCUACACAGCAAACAGUCAACCAGCUUGAACCUCAGCUUUACUCCUCUCUGCUCCACGAUUCAUAAAGAGAAGUUGAUCAAAACAAGAACCACAAGACGACAACGUUCUGUUAAGACAAUGCUGAGACUGUUUACGGCAUUUAUAAAGUUACUGUUUAACAUAUGAGGACGUGUUUUUAGUGGUUGUGGCCCCAGAGCCAGAAGGAGCCGGGGGUCUCUGCUGUUUCCAUGGUAACAAAAUAAUGGCUGGCUGCAGCCCCAGCUUUGUCAUUUCAUGUGUCAUAAUGUAUGUUUGCUAUUUAUAUUGUUGAAGUGUGAUUCAUUAUGUUUAUUUGAAUAUAGUUUGAAACAUUAUUAUCUUCAGCAUAUUGAUGUUAAAGUUCAUCACCUGGUGGAUGGAAGUUACUUUAGGUGCUUUUUGUUUCUUUCUGUUAUUUUAGCUUUGGACUAUUGACAAAUAUAUUUUAGAUUUACUGGAUAACGUUACGUAUGUUAAUGAUGUUAAUUGAAGCAUGGCUUGUGAUCUGACUGAGUGGAUCUGUAAAUAACCUACACACAAGCAGUGAAGUAAACACCAUAUAAAAUAUAAUAUGAUGCAGUUUUCAAACACAUUUUGAAUCUAUUGAUAUAAAUACUUUCUAUGUAAUUCUCCUCAUUCUGGUCGCUGAGUGACUAAGUGACUGGUUUUUAUUUCCUCACUUUGUUUAAACCAGAAAACUCCAAAGCUCCUGCCUCAGGACGUACCAACGUUUACUAGUGACUCACUGAGCUUUUCUUUUUGUCAUUAAUACUUACAAGUCGACCAUUUAAUCUUAAAUUAUAUGGAGACAAUGAGGAGAAAGAAAUUAAAGACGUCUUGUUCUCAUCCAGUGUUGUGAUAUUUUACCUUGGUUUCUCUUGCUUGGAUACUUUGUCUUUUUAUCUCUGUACAUUCUGUAUUAUUCUGUAUUAUUAACCAUCAGCAGAUAGAAGCCAACAGUGGGUUUAUGGGUUAUUGUAUGAUUUUGAUGCAUGUUUUUAUUUUGCUGUUAACGUUAUCGCUGAGCGUGUAUCAGAACCAUCCCUGCUUUAUUCCUGCUUCAACUGUGGCUCAUUUUCCACAUCCAAAUCUUCCAUUGAUGUGUGUCAUUAGUGAGGCCUGGUAGCUCAGUGGGCAUCGGCCAGAGAAAGGAAAGCUUCCUGGUUCCAGCCCUGCCGCUGACACUUCACACUAGCUCCCCAGGUGUGUGUGUGGCAGCCCACUGCUGGGUUAAAUGCAGAGGACACGUUUCAUUGUGUGACAAGUGAUGAAUAAAGUUUCAUUAUUGGGUCCAGGUCUGUGUGUGUGCACCCUGGUUGUCUUAUCUUUUUCAACUAGUUCUAUUCUAACAUCAUUCAGUGAUAAUGGUUUUAGCUGAAUUUUGUUUAUGUGUCAUCAUCAUUCACUGUACCUGCUGUUUGUAUUGCUGUAUGGCAAUUUUUACGGAGUAUAUUUACAAUAAAUGAUGUUGACCCUCCA